GACAUUAAAAGACGGACUAUCAACAAAACGAGCGUCGAAUCGAUGGUCGAUAAAAACGAAUAUCUCUGGCAGGUUGUACUGAGAAUUUGAACUGAUGAGUGAUAUUAUUCAUUCAUGAUUUUUGCACACAUCUUUCAACUGGGAGCAUGCCAGAGUUUGGUAACUCGCAAAGUAAAGUUAGCUUGCUCGUUGGCGGUCAUCAGAUAACAGUAACUUCUAAGUCCUCGCCCUUCACAAUCUACAAGGAGUGUAUAUCUCACCAUUGCUGGACUUUAUAACACACCAUCAUGGUGCUGAAGAUUUUCUUCCCGCAGUGCUGCAAUACUGCUGACAGUGGCCUGCUGGUUGGACGCUGGAUCCCAGGUCACAAUUCAGCCGUCGUACUGGCUGUCAUCCACUACCCCUUUAUACCGGGUCAGGUGAAGAAAUACUUAAAUGAGUUACAGAGCCAGACACAAGUUGAACUAAUUGUCCUGGGCUCCUGGAGUAUGCCCAAAGAAGGCCAAGAAGGAAUGGAGAGCUUUCUAAAGGACCUGAGUACCAUCUUUCCCCAGAAGUGCUGGCUGCAGUUGAGUCGUGAGAUUGGCAAAAUAGGCUUUACUUGUCACGUGGUCCAAAGCAACGAAAAACUUUUACAGGACCCGGAGCAAGAGAAUGAAGAUGGUAGCAGUGAGAAAGAUCAGAUCACCCUCAUUCAUUAUGAUCAGAGAAAGGUUAUGUUGUCCCAGAUUCACCCAGUAAAGGAGGUCAAGUCUGAUUCUGAACCGUCAGAGCUGCGUCUGGUCUUUCAGACGGUAGCACAGAGUCAGCUUCUAUUUUCACAAGACAAAUAUGACGAUGGGCCGCUCAAGCUCACCCACUGGCAGUCUGAAGGCCGGGAGGCUAGUAUUAUUGCAGAACUUCUUAAACAAGUAUCGGUACCAGUUUGUGUCUUUCUAACCUGGUUACUCUCACUGUGGCACUACUUCUGUAGCUUUAGGAUUUUUAAUGUACGCCCAGUGCUGUUCAUCUCAAGCAAGUUGUCAACGUGUGUUCAGUCAGGACACAGGGCGCUUAAUUUUGAGACGGCUUUCUCUACGAAAAGAGUUGCAACACACACAGAUUUCAUGAGAAAAGCAAACAUUUUUGUGUCAUUUCUCGUGGACAUAGCCCUUGGUUUGCUGCUUAUCUCGUGGCUUUACAGGGAGAAUCGUAUCAGCAAACUAGCCAAUACUCUAGUACCUGUGGCUGAUCGUGUUGCUAAGGAGCUGCAGGAGCUGUUAGAAUGGCUGAUGGGAGCUCCAGCUGGACUGAAGAUGAACAGAGCUCUUGACCAGGUCCUGGGGAGGUUCUUUCUCUACCACAUUCAUCUGUGGAUCAGUUAUAUCCACCUGAUGUCUCCUUUUAUUGAGAGGAUAUUGUGGUAUGUUGGCCUCUCAACCUGCUUGGGAUUGACCUUUGCCCUUUCCAUACUGUCCGACAUUGUGGCCCUUCUGACUUUCCAUAUCUACUGUUUUUAUGUGUAUGGGGCCAGACUUUACUGCCUGAAGAUCUAUGGCCUCUCCUCCCUUUGGCGACUCUUCAGGGGGAAAAAGUGGAAUGUGCUCAGGCAGCGUGUUGACUCAUGCUCAUACGACCUGGACCAGUUGUUCAUUGGCACUUUGCUCUUUACGAUUCUGCUGUUCCUGCUUCCCACCACUGCGCUGUAUUACCUUGUCUUUACACUGCUGCGGCUAGUGGUUGUGCUUUUUCAGGGUGUGAUUCAUUUAAGUGUUGACUUCAUCAACUCCUUCCCCUUGUUUGCCAUCGGCCUACGUAUCUGUAGACCGUACAGAUUGGCAGAGGGUGUUAAAUUCAGCGUGCUUUGUGAGGAGCCCGGAACUCCUCUUCACCUUAUGAUGGAGAUCAACCCAAUAAAGUUUAGCUCUGUGCUGCAGCUGUACAGGGCACCUACGUACAGCUGUAACCCGAAAGAUUCCUGGGCAGCUCUGUGCAAGAAACUGUUUGUUGGAGAACUCAUUUACCCCUGGAAACAGAAAAAGAAUGCCAAGACAGACUAACCAGACAUAUGCUUGAUCAGAGAGGGUGCUGGGUGACAAUUCUCUGUCAUUCCAGUUUCAUGCUCCAGAACUUAAUUUUAAAGAAGACUGAGCAGAAAAUGAAUGCACUCACUUUAGAAGAUAGUCUACAACAUAGUGUUUUAAUAAAAAGGAAGCUUACAUUAAUUAUAUAAAUCACUUCUUGUUUCUAAACAUUAAUCAGAAUAUUUGAUUGAAACUCUGAUUUUUGUAUGUAAUUUUAGUCAUAUUCUACUAUGUAAAGAUGUGGCAUUUUUAAAAUAAUUGUAUUAAUGGACCAAUCACUGUAUCAAAAUCAUAGUCUUUGGAAGUCUAACUUCAGCUCACUGCCGAAGCCAGUGCAAAGAGAAUAGCUGGUAGAAGUUUGACAGGUGUUUGUAAAAUGGGGCCAUACAUUUAGCUGACUAACUGUGAAACUGGUACUCGCUGUGAAAUGAUGUGUUAUAUUAAUGUUGCCAAAUUAUUGUUUUGUAGUUAGGAUGAUUGGUGUAAUGUAAUUUUAAAAUAAGAUUUAUAUAAUUCCAGAUGGUCAUAAUCAAAAUGUAAAUGUGUGCCUUUAAUUAAAAAGUACAUAAUUCUACCACAAUAAAAUGACAUUAA
This is a messenger RNA of Triplophysa rosa, 2657 nucleotides long. It is a transcript of the gene pigq, whose product is annotated as phosphatidylinositol glycan anchor biosynthesis, class Q. Gene Ontology annotation, biological process: GPI anchor biosynthetic process. NCBI's taxonomy places the organism in Eukaryota, Metazoa, Chordata, Actinopteri, Cypriniformes, Nemacheilidae. Gene Ontology annotation, cellular component: endoplasmic reticulum; membrane. Bases 288 to 2039 code for a protein of 583 amino acids. The transcript is spliced from 11 exons. The record is from RefSeq and is a predicted model, not a curated record.